Messenger RNA from Penicillium canescens, 1611 nucleotides. RefSeq lists its product as uncharacterized. The coding region runs from base 1 to 1611 and encodes 536 amino acids. Lineage: Eukaryota; Fungi; Ascomycota; Eurotiomycetes; Eurotiales; Aspergillaceae. The record is from RefSeq and is a predicted model, not a curated record. Gene Ontology annotation, molecular function: ubiquitin binding. The transcript has 2 exons.
AUGGCGGACCCCGAUGAGUUGUCCCAGGAGCUUCAAGGCAUCUACUGCCCACCGAUUGACCCAGCUCUGUUCAUGGCAAUCGUAAUGGACUAUGAUUUAGCAAUUCCUGCUGAGGUUCGACGACUUCGCGAUACCUUGAACGAGCUGAAGACAUCUGCCCUUGACCAAGAAAACCUGCCUUUCGAUCCCACCGGCACAACCAAUUCCCAUAACCUCCAGGACGCAAACCUUCCCGAAAGUUUAAGCUGGCCAUCGCUUGAACAUCUCGACUUGAACGCUGAUGACGAGAACAACAACAAUCGCGACAGUCGACACGAUUCACGCCUGGGGUACACAUUUCUGGGCAUGACAUCGGAUGACAAAGUCUACAACUUGAUGAGCAUGUUCCCAAGUGUUCCUCGUCGCCAAGCUGAGCGCAUCCUCGAAGAAUGCCAUGACAGUCUUAGCCGCGCAAUGGAAGUUCUAUUGAAUCUUGCCUUCAUCGAUGAGACCCAAAUUGCGCGAGGCUCUGCGCAAGUGACCCCCGCAGAAGCCGCCGCAAUGAGUCAAGCUUUGGCCCCCAGGUCGAUCGAUGGAUUCCAAGCAGAUGAGAAUCAGACCAAGAAAUCGCGCAAGAAAAACAAGAAGAAGAACCAGCAACUGCGGCGCGACGCAACGCCAUCACAGAGUAGCAAUGUCCCCACGGCCAACAAAUGGGAGACCGGGAAGCAAGAUAUUGAUUUCAUCUCCACGCGGGCCUCUGUCCUUCUGCGAGAGAAUGUUGCAUCCACAUAUCACGGCAAUUCAAUGUCGCUCUGCGCAACCAUCAGAGCUUUGGCAAUCGCGUACGCGCCCCGAGAUAUUGGGGAGCUCGAAGAUGAUGAUGCUAUCAUUUCCCAAGUGGCCGAGCUCACGCAAAAAUACACCACCAUUCCUGACACGACUCUCGUUGGCCUCAUUCGCAUUGCCAACAAUGAGAUCACGGCCGCAGAUGAGCUGGCGGAGGCCUUAGCUCGGGGGCCUGUUUUGAACUCAUUGUCAGACAUCAUUACCUUCACUUCGGCCCCCAUCGUCCUCGAUCAGGAGGAGGUCACCUCAGCAGCCUCGGCCGAAGAGGCCAUUGAAACUUCACCAGACAUGGACUAUAGCCAGGCAGCUGCCGCUGCCAAUGCUCACUUCAUGGCACGGUCAAGUGCCUUCGCGCAGGCCUCCCAGGCCGCGCGCCGCGCCCGAUCCAAUCCACUCUACAACGGGGCUUCCGCAUACUACCGAGAAGUCGGAAACGAGCAACGGCAGCUGGCCCUGCGCCACCUGGCUACCGCCUCUGACAGAUUGGUGGACGGGCAGUCAUCCCAGUAUGAUCUGGACCUCCACGGAGUGACCGUUCCCAAUGCUAUCAGAAUCUCCCGGGAGCGUGUCAAUGCGUGGUGGCACUCCCUGGGUGAUUUGAAGCACGUCAGAGGUGGUGGCAAGCAUGUACACGGUGGGUUCAAGAUCGUGGUCGGUGUCGGAAACCAUAGUCGCGACGGCGCUGCACGUAUUGGACCCGCCGUGUAUAGGACGUUGGAGAGUGAGGGGUGGAAGGUGGAGUGUGAUCGUGGGGUGCUGCUGGUCACCGGGCACCGGCGUUGA